This is a messenger RNA of Cynoglossus semilaevis (tongue sole), 11953 nucleotides long. RefSeq names its product BAH and coiled-coil domain-containing protein 1. Bases 208 to 8526 code for a protein of 2772 amino acids. Gene Ontology annotation, molecular function: chromatin binding. The record is from RefSeq and is a predicted model, not a curated record. Lineage: Eukaryota; Metazoa; Chordata; Actinopteri; Pleuronectiformes; Cynoglossidae. The transcript has 28 exons.
GACAUGACGGGGACGCAGUUUCUGCCCUGCACAGCCAAAAGUCCGCUCCAUGCGAGGGGAGAGCGAAGUUCAUAAAAAGGGAUUAUUUUUAUUAUUAUUAUUUGAAUCCGGGGGUCUGCGGCUGAGACGCCCUCGGCUGCCACCACCACCUCCUAUUCCGGAUUUUACUUCCUGGGAUUUGGGAUUUUACCGCUUUUUAUCGCCGAGAUGGAGAGCCGAGAUUUCGCUCCUCCGCACCACCUCCUGACGGAGCGCAGCGCGCUGGUUCACAGCGCUGCGUCUCGGAUGGCGCCGGGCGGCCACGGCUCCGUGCAGCACCCGGCGCACUUCCAGCCCGGGAAAUACUUCUCAUCCCACAUCUCCAUGGCUGCGCACUCAGGUGCUUCCUUCAUGGGUUCCUUUCUGGCCAGCAGUCUUGGUUCUCCGCCUUCUCACCCUCCUCACCCCUCAGGACCUGCGGCCUCCCCUUCUUCCCCGUCAUACAGGGCUGGACCCCAUUCAAGCGCUUCCCCAAUAUGGUUCCCCCACUCCCAUGAAGGGUACCCCGGCUAUUCAGGAAGUCUUGCUUCUCCUUUUCUCCCCAUGAGUCCCCUGGAUCACCAUAGCAACAAUCUCUAUGGACAGCACCGCUUCUACGAAACUCAGAAAGAUCACUUUUACCUUCGAGGCCUUCCUCCUCAGCCACCAUUGCUCUCAGCCAAUCACAGCCUUCCCCCUUUGUCCAGGACUGCACCGGGCCACCCUCUGGGCUCCUGCAGCCGUGAGACAGACAAUGGGGGUGGAGGAGGCAGUGGGAAGGGCACCAAAGAUGUGGGCGAGAAAGGAGUUUCAUCUGCCUCCAAAGACAAGGAGCGGUCGAGCAGCAAGGAGCGGCACCAGGAGAGUAAAGACAAACAGCACCAGCAGCUGCACCAUCAACACUCUCAUCAGACAAACCCUGCCACCACUCCAUCUGGCUACCAUCACCAGGCGUACUCCCGCCCCCUCCAUGCCCUCCUCCCUCAUUUAACAUCGCAGAGCAGGGAGGAGGAGCACAGACAUUCUCUGGAGAGACACAAAGAUUUUAGAGACAGUGAUUUAGGGAGUCACGGGACAAAAAAUGUGUCUACAUGUAAACUAUCAGGUGGGUCAGUGUCCGAAAGUGGUUCUGGAGGCAAAGGGGGAGUCAUGAGCAGCUGUAGUGGUGGUGGUGCUAUAGGUAGACCUGUGUCUGGUGGUAGCAGACGCUGCUCCAAAGAUGGACCCAUAAAUGGGGAGAUGCGGAUCAGUGAAUCCACAGCCUCCUCCUCUGAAUGUAUGAGACGGGGAACUGUUGCACCCACAGCCAUUUUGGCACCACCCACUCCACACACGGUGGCCUCUUACUCAAUGCCCCCGCCUCCUCCACCACCACCCCCUCCUCACGCCCUGCACAUGGGCUCCACAGUUACUGGAGGAUGGAUACACCACGCACAUCACCAUCCUCACCCUGAAUUUUUCUGCCCCCCUCUUACACUUACUCCCUCCAAAGACACCACAUCUAUUCCUGUAGGCUCUGCCCGGGAAGCGAAAGCCAUCGGGCCAACUUAUGUUCCUUCUGUUGGACCUUUAGGAGAGCUGGCAGCCCCUGACUGCCGUGGACCAGGAGCAAGCAGGAAGGGAGAUGACAAAUGUGGGGAAGGAAACUUUGAAAGUCCAUCCCAUCACCUCAGUCGACUUAGCAGCUGCCAGAAGAAGGACAAAUCGCAGACACACCAGCAGCAGCUGGGAUACGGCAAGGCUGACAGACCACCUGACUGGACUCACCAGUCACAGAACUUCCACAAACCCAACUCUAACAUCAGCUCUCAGUCAGAGCUGCGGUCCUGCAGCCUGGAGAGAGCGUGGUCUAGAGAUGUGGACAUUGUAGAUAAUUACCGAUCCUCACUUUCACUAGAUGUCCAGGGAACACACCCUGGAGCUGGACAGGGUUCUAGGAGUGGUUCUGACAGCACCACUCCUCCUUUCAGGGACUGUUCUUACUCAGGUUCCCAACCUGAUGUAAAAGUGGGAUCAGGGUCUCACCGGGAAGGCCAAAAAGUUGCAAGGAUAAGACACCAGCAGCACAGCAGCCAUGGGGCAAGUACAGAAGAUAGAGCAAGAGAAGGUGGUCAGACAGCCCCUUCCUGGGGUUCUCGAGAGGGCCACCAGGAGGACCAAAGAAAAGGUUCCCAUCAUCCCUCUGUCAGUAGUAGUGAAGUACGUGGUCUCAGGAAAACCCAAAAUAAUGACCACAACCAUGUGAAUUCCCAACCACCUCCCCCUCUCUCCCACUCAUCUCCACACACGCCUGAGGAUGAGAGCAGUGCCAUGAAGAACCUGAUGAACUACAGUUCCCAGCAGCCUCUGCUGCUGCCACAGCGUAGCCCCUUUGGAGGUUUGGGCUGCCUUAAGCAGGGCGGAGACAGAUCAGAUAAAGAUGACAAAGGUGUAGCUAAAAGCCACAUCCCCUCGCAAGACCACCCUAAACAGCCGCUUCCUCCUCGCCGAAGAUCUUCUAAUGAUGGAGAUCGGGGUGAGAGAAGCGCCAAAGACUCGGGAGACAUUGGGGAAGGGGAGGUGCGGCAGCCUCCGGUUGGUAUUGCUGUUGCAGUAGCCCGACCUCCUCAUCGCUCCCCAGACACCACCCCUGGACUCAGCAGACAAGGCAGAGUGCUGCCCAGCAUGAAAGGGGUAUCACGUCCAGUUUAUCCUCUCGGACGGGAGGCAGAAGAGAGGAAGAGGAUGACGGAGGAGCACAUAGGCCUUCAUCAUCUGGACAGGGAGAGAGAAAUAAUCAUCAGGGAAAACAAGGAUCGAGUGGAGUUCGCCAGAAUCCAUCCUUCCAGCAGCUGCCACGGGGACCUGACCUCCCACCUCUUGGUUACGGGCGGGGCCAGCCAAUUAGGGGCGGACCCAGCUGCACACGCUCAUCCGGCUCAUCACCACUGGAUGCAGAGAACUGGCAGCCCCUCCCUCUGGAUGGGGCAUUCUUACGGUCUAGGCCAUGUGGGAAUGGGUCCAGGUUUCCCGACCGGGUUGCCCAGCCCACUGCAGCCUGUCCUGGGUUCACUCACCCAAGACCCCAACUCCCCGCUGGUGGUUCUUCCUACAGAGCCUGGGCCUCAUCAUCAUCUCGAUGUUCUGGAGCAAUCUGGUCUAUGGCCUCCUGUGUAUGGAGCCCGGGCCCACCCUCCCCACCUGCAGCAUCAUCCUGUCUACUCCCGCUCCUCAUUCCUCCGUCAACAGGAGCUCUACGCCCUGCAGCACCAGCAGCAGCAGCGGGCCCUGGAGCACAUGCAGCAUCACUCUGUUGGACAGAAAAAACACGAUGAACAUCCCAUCACAAUCGAAGACUCCCCUGAGACUUCUGCAUCCAGAACGCCUCCUACGUCCUCCUCGUUUUCAUCCACCAACUCUUCACAUGCAGCCAAACCCUUCUCUCACACUCCACCCCCAACAAAGACCCCCACACCGUCUCCAGGAAUGUGUCCCACCAGCCGACAGUCACCCUGCUACCACUCUCCAUCCAGGCGGCCACACCCACAGAAUCCUCUGACUCCCGCACCGAGCCCCGCAGCUGCAGCACCCCGAUCUCCGGCACUUAGUCCAGCUCCGUCACACCUGUCCAAAGGUCUGGACAGGGGAAGUGACAGGGUGGAGGGGCAGCCGCCUCAGGAUUACCCACAAUCUCUAGAGCCAGACCUGCCACCGGUUUACUCCUUUCCUCCCAUCACCAUGAGUUACGAGGCUGGACCUUCACCUGCUGAGGCCAGAUUAGCUGAGCAAGCCACGGUGGAGGCGGAGCCAGCAGAGACAGACUCCAAGUCCCUCCCACAUACACACAUCAUCCAGUCUUUAACGGAGGAGGAGGAAAGCAGUAAGAAGGCACAGGAGAAUGAUGGGAGAGACUGUCAGGUGGUGGAAUGUCAGAGUGGAGUCAUUGACCAAGAGAGCUGGGAAAGCAGGGCAGAUAGAGGAGGACGCUCUCUCUCUGAGCCAGAAAGCAAGAUUUCUGGAUCUCUGCCAUGUCCUUCCCCAACUCCAGCCCUAGAUCCAGGCUGCCCAGCCCCAGCCACAGGCAGCACCCACAAAGUGGAGUUCUCUCUGGGGUGUCAGGGCCAAGAGGGCAGCCUGGAGGAGCCCCAGACACCCAAAGAUCCACCCAAGGAGCAGCAGAAGGAGGAAGAAGAAGAGGAGGAGCAGGAAUUGGAAAUUGUAAAAGAGGACAAAGGGGAGGAUGACGAGGAGAGGAAGGAGUCUGACCCAACUGAAUGUACUGUUCCUGCGCCUGGAGACCCCCACCGGCAAAAUGAUGAUGAGGAGGAGGAGGGUGGGAACAAAGAUAGAGAGAUUGUAGAAGUAGAGGAGGUGGGAGUGGGUUCAGAUGAGGACUUGGUGGAGGUGAGUCCACCUGCUCCACCUGCGCCUCCUGCAGCUCGUGACUCCGUCCUCCAGUCUUCAGCCAGCACAGCAGCUCAGUUCCAAGGAGCCUACAUGUGGAGUCUGGAACUUCUGAUUGCUGCCACCCUGUGCGCAACCAGAGAUGCCUUGUACCCACCAGUACCUGUGGUCCAGGCCCCGAGCCCACCACCCAACCACGGCAUGGAGAUACUGGGAGAGUUGGCCGAGCUGGAGAUUCAGCAGAGGAGCAGAGGGAGCGAGGGGAACGCUGCUGAAGGUGAGGACGCACUCACCCUUGACCUCCACAGUUUGGCCACGCUUGCUGCAGCCCGUGCCCUGGAAAUGGGCAGAGAUGUCGUGGAUGUGGGCACGGAGCAGCAGUGUCCAAUCAGAAAGAGGCUCAACCUACGCAGGAAAUGCAGCUGGACGCCUCGCCAUGAGCCGGUGUGCCCAGUGAAGGGCUCCAUGGAGACGAUGGGAGGGGAGGAGUUGUCCAUGCGUGUCCAGCUGGCUGAGCUACAGCGACGAUACAAAGAGAAACAGAGAGAACUGGCCAAGUUACAGAGGAAGCCCGACCACCAGAAAGAGGAGACGUCUCGAAGCCCCGCUCGCCGGGGGCCUGGUCGCCCCCGCAAGCGCAAGUCCACCCCCGGCCCAGCUGCCGCUGCAGCAGCAGCAGAGGGCUCCAAGAGACUCAGGGCCGAGCUGAACUUGCUGGAUCAUAAAGCCAGGAAAAAAAUGUCCAGUCACAGUUUCAGCAGCUCACAGAUGAAAUCUUGUUGCAAGCACAGAGGACGACCCAGCAGCACCCUGAGCUCCAGGCUGGCCAGACGCGUCACCCAGCUGAAGCAAAAGGCUGCAGCCCAGCAAGGCACAGCAUCUGCUGGGUCGCUGCACCGCAGAGCUGACCUCGGAGCAGAGGAGACGUCCAAGAGCCAGUGCAGACCUGGAGGGAAAGAAACUCAGCCGGACUGGGCAGCAGCUCAGAAGAAGAAGAGAGGUCGGAAACCCAAAGUGCUGGCUGGUGUUGAAGCUCAUCACAAGGACGGCCGCAAUUCUGACAAACGUAGAGUUCGGGAAGAGAGGAGUGACACUGAGAGUUCAGAUCACGAGGAGGAGGACGAUGGCAGUUACGACAGUGAUGAUGGAGCCGGAGAACAUAAGACGAGCUCACCCUUCAAAGAAAUACCCACAAGACCUUAUUCUUUACUGUCCUCCAAGUCCCAGGCCAAUCAGAAGGCCAGGUGUAAGAGACCAGGACCAACAGGCCCAGAUGGCAUGUCCAGUAUGGCUCAACAACGACCAAGCCCUGCUAAUGCAUGUUCAAACCACCAGGGGACUAAAAGAGCUUCUCUGCCUAGUUGGGGUUUACCUUCAGUGGGUCAUCCAUUCGGAGAUGGACGGGUCAACCAUAGAGCUCUGACCCAAGGUCACAGGAGUAGCAAGGAGGCUAUGAGGAGGUCUACGUCAGGACAAGGAAUUUUGGCCAAGGCCAAGGGUCACGCCGUGAGCCGCCUCCUGCAGAGCUUUGCAACCGACGACGGCUUUCGGUUAGAUGAGGAAAGCAGCUUCUCUGAGGGAGAUGAUGAAGAGGAGGAGGAGGAUGAAGAGGAGGAAAAGGAUGAAGCAGCCAAUGAGAAGAAGUCAAUUCAACUUCCUCCUAAUAUGCCAUGCAGAAUACCUGCUCUCCCCAACUGUGUGCUGAGUAAAGAGAUGCUGGUAGAUGGUCUGAAGAUCCUCAUCUCCAAAGAGGACGAGCUGCUCUACGCCGCCUGUGUCCAGACUUUGGAUCUACCUGACAUAUUCAGUGUUGUAAUUGAUGGAGAACGAGGGAAUCGGCCCAGGAUCUACUCGUUGGAGCAGCUCCUGCAGGAAGCAGUUUUAGAUGUUCGGCCGCAGUGUGAAACCAUCCUGACUGCAGGGACAAGAGUUUGCGCCUACUGGAGUGAACGUUCUCGUUGUCUCUACCCUGGAUAUGUCCACAGAGGAGGCCCAGGUGAACCUGAGAAGGACGGUGGUGUGAUGGUGGAGUUUGAUGAUGGAGACAGAGGAAGGAUCUCACUUGCCAACAUCAGACUCCUGCCUCCUGGAUACCAAAUACGCUGUGCUGAACCCUCCCCAGCUCUUCUGAUCUCACCUGGUCGCCGUGGUCGACGAAGCUCCAUCCAUGAGAAGAAAGACGCAUCAACGGAGAAGUCAGCCAAUGAAGAAGCCUCGGGGAAACCACAGGAGAAAAGACCAGUUGGCAGGCCCAAGAAGAUUCACGCGGUGCCUAAGACUAGCAGCGCGUCCACCUCCGUAACAGAGACUGUAACAAAAAACAUCCCGUCUCUGUUGAACUGGUCUGCUCCCAGGAAAAGACCGCCGGUGGACUUCUUCCUCUUCAAUGGCACGUCACGCAAGACCCAGAGGAGAAUACGAGAGCGAGACUUGGGUUUGUUCCACCGACCCUCCUCCCAUCCUCUCCUGCCUCCAGCACCAAUCAAAGGCAUCUUUGGUUCUCCUUUUGCUGUGGACUCCUUUAGCAGCAUUGCUAACGGUUACUCAACCUUUGGAAGCUGCGGUGCUGGGAGACCAGUCACCGCGGUUGCUCCCCUGGGGCUCUGUGAAUCCUCCUCCUCCUCUGCCUCCUCUUGCACCUCACCUGUCACCAUGGCUUUGACAGACAGCAGUAGGAAGCCACUAAGUGAACGGGACAGGAAACAGUACCUGGUGAAGCUUGACCAUGAGGGAGUCACAUCUCCCAAAACAAAAAACGGUAAGGCCCUGCUACGAUUCGGAGGUGGAGGUAGAGCAGGGAAGAGUGUCAGCUCUUCAGGGGCACCACUGAGGUACAUCCACCCGUCACUGUUAGUGAAGGACGGCAAGAAAACCCAAAGAGAGAGAGAUGAAACUGAGUCCGAGGCUCUUCGGAAGGGAGCUCCACCUUUGAGGAAGGAUCUUCUGUCAGGAGGCGCCAGUGUCCAAGGUGGAGAUUACAGUCUGGACUACGCCAGUGACUGUCCCAGCUCUUACUCUGAACUGGAUGAGGAUGACGAGGACGACGGUCAAGAUGUAGAAGUACGUAGAAGAAGUGCUGCCGUUGCCUCGCAUCGAGGCGGCCGGUUCCACUCCCGUCUCUCUGUGUGCUUCUCCUCGUCUUCAUCCUCCUCCUCCUCAUCCGGUUCCAUCUCUUCUUCGUCCCUCUGCUCCUCCGACAAUGACUCCUCUUACUCGUCCGAUGAGGAGUCCUCAUCGGUGCUGUUGCGCAGAGCUCUGCUCCAACAGGAUAAGAACAAACACAGGCAGAGCUCCAACCUGGUCAACUCCAACCCCACCACCUCCAGCUCCACUCCUGCCGCCUCAGCUCAAAGUCAAGGCUACGUGGCCAAAGCCAACAUGGCCUCGUCAGGAUCCAAGCUGAGGUCGGACAGAUCAGACGACAGGAAGGAGUUUGUGUCCAAGGGAAGUCUGGUUGUUAGCAGUAACACAACCAAGACUCUGAAACGGAAGGACGGCAUUCCCAACAGCCACCACCAGAGGCAGAGCAGUCCUGUCAACCAACAACAGAAACCUGUUGUCAACAAGGAAUCAUCAUCAGCUAAGAGGCAGAGGAUGUCAUCCCCCGAGCCUCACCCCAACCUGUCUCCUCUGUUGCAUGGACGCCAGCUGUGGAAAUGGUCUGGAAAUCCCACACAGAGGAGAGGUCUGAAAGGUAAAGCCCGCAAGCUUUUCUACAAAGCCAUCGUGAGAGGCAAGGAGACGGUGCGUGUCGGUGACUGUGCCGUGUUCCUGUCACCUGGCCGGCCGCAGCUGCCCUACGUGGGCAGGGUGGAGAGCCUGUGGGAGUCCUGGAGUUCCAGCAUGGUAGUCAGGGUCAAGUGGUUCUACCACCCUGAGGAGACUCGCCUGGGGAAGAGACACCGAGACGGCAAGAACGCCUUGUACCAGUCCAGCCACGAGGACGAAAAUGAUGUCCAGACGAUUUCCCACCGCUGCCAGGUGGUCAGCAAGGCUGAGUACGAUCUGCUGGUGCGAGAACGCAAACCAGACAGCCCAGCCAACGACCUCUUCUACUUGGCCGGAACCUAUGAACCAACGACUGGUCAGCUGAUCGGUGUGGACGGCAUGGCCAUUGUGUCCUAGAAGUUCUAACAACAGGAAGGCGUCGCCUGAAAACAGUUUUGACCCAAAGCUCUGCGUACAUCGUAGUGCGAUGGUGGUGUUUCAGAACUGUGGACGGAUAGAACCCUGAGGUGAGAGUUCAGUCUGUCCAAAAAGGAACACAGUCCACUGGAUGAUGUCCAGCAGUACUGGGCCUCAGUAGGACUCCAGGUGGACGUGGAGAAAACUCUGGCCCAUGUUAUUCAGUGGUGGUCGCCCACAGGUGUGGACUAAAACUACUGGUCACAGCCAGGUGGAAGAGUUGCUGCAACUUAGGAACAGGAACCAUGGAGGUGAGCACUUACAGAACAGUAGCUCACAACCAGGAUGGGGUCAGUUUGGGCUCCACCCACACUGUUCUAGUUAUUUUUACCCUGCUGUCCAGAUCAGGACUUUGCAGUUGUCCAGACUUCAGAGGUGACUUCCUGGGCUGGGCCGGGUUGGUCGGCCAACGUCAGCUGGGAUCUGCUGCAAUAACUGAUGAUAGAAGUGAAGAGACGGAAGGCUCUGGAAAACUGCAUUGAAGUUAAGCGGACAUUUUUGUUUGGCAAAGAAGCCUUUAGCCUUUUAAAAAAGCCAGUCAGUCCUGGGAACAGAAUUGAUUUUCUUUUUAACAGUGAACUACCCGGCGUGGAUGUGUCCCAGGAUUCACGGAAUACAAUGAGACUCAGAAGCAGGAUGGACAGAACAGGAACCUGGGCUGUCCAUCCUGCUGUGGAUGGUUUUAAUGGUCUUAUACUGGUAGGAGACCAGGACGACACGAUCAGGGGAGGGGGUACCCAACAGGACCAAAAAGCACUGCUGAUCGAGCUUGCAUAUGUAAAUAUGUGUGUGUGUGUGUGUGUUGCUGGGCGGCUGAUGACUGCGUUUGGCAUUUCUAUAGUAACAAAAAAAAAAGAAAAAAGCGCUUAACAUGAGUUUGUGCUCAUCAAACAACAAUGACGUCACGACACCCCCUCCUGGGUGUGUCUUUAAUUACACUUAUCUGUUCUGUCUUUGCUCAUCAGAAAAAGAAAAAAAAAAAGACAAAAAACGUCCAACGAUUUUCUUCGUUUGUUUCUCCUGUCAAGCCAUACACGUCGAUACCUCUCCGUCUCAAACACCUAACGUUCAGGUGUGGAGACACAUGUACAGGUAGUUGGAGCGUUUAUUGGAGUGUGAAUGGGUGUGUGUGGGAGUGUGUGUGUGUUUGAUGUACAGCAUUAUGUGUAAUAUAACAUUGUAAAUACCUAUACAUAUAUAUUUGUUCCUUUUUUGGAUUUCUUUUGCAGAGGAAAAUUAUUUUAUUUAGAUUUUUUUAGAGUGGGUGGGUGGGUGGGUGAUGGAGGGAGGAGUCUGAGCUGAGUCUUCUUCUCCUUCAGUGCACUGAACAAGAUUGGAAACUUGUACAAACUGAUGUGAAGACUACAGAGUAGAAACACAGUGGAUCAAGGUGGGAAAAGGGUUUUAUAAUGAAAAUCAAAAAAAAAAAAAAAGAUGAAAAAAGCUCUUUUUUUAAUCUGUCCAAAUCUUUUUUUAUUUCUUUUUUUCCUUCAUUCUGUUGGGUCUAGAAUGUGCAUUAAUUGUCAGGCACUUUUUGUUGUCACUGAUCCUGGAGAAGGUUCUUCAAGGCCGGUCCACACACAGCUGAGAGGGUUGUGUCUUUGCUGUACAACCACGUUGUAUAUCAGUACCUGAUUGGUUGGAAGACGUCCCCCAAAAUGUUUGUGCCAUAAUAGACAAUAUUUUUCAUGGACAGAAACACUCAACAGGAAUGAAAGACAAAGUGAAGAUUUUUCAGUUGGACGUAUUUUGUACAUCUUGGUGUCGACCACAAAAAACUGUGGAGUUGAAGCCAACUGUGUGUGGACCAGGUCUCAAGUUCUUGAUCCUUGGAUCUCGUUCAUCCUACGCCACCCCAGCCUGUAUUCCCUUUAUAAAUAUAGAUAUUUAUCUGGCAUAAAAAAACAUACCAAAGCACCUGUGACUUUACACUUAAAAGCAUUAAAUAAAAAGAGAGAAAAAAAAGAAGAAGAAAAAAAUCAGAAACACGACAUUCAAUCAAUUUGAGUCCGGGGUCCCUGCAAUCACAGAGGGGUUUAGAGAAGUGGAGAAUGGACGUCUGCUCCUGUUCACCCGGGGUUGCUAUGACAGCCUCUGAGAACCCGUGCGGCAACAAUUGUCUGUGCGCCGCCUCAGCUGAUGCACUUGAGGUCUCCAUGACAACCAGAACAGUGUCACGUGACUGUGAAGGACAAUCAGCCAGUCAAUAGGAAAACUACACACACACAUACAUACAGUACUGUGCAACAGUCUGUGGUCCACCUUUAGAGUUCUUUGUCUGCUGACAAGUUCCUGUAAUAUUUUAGUUUAUGGGCCUCAAACCUGGAUACACGGAGAAACUGCAGUUAUCUAGUGUACAGCUUCUCCCUGAGGAGAAAGUAUCCAAAAUGAAGACCUGUGAAAAUACUAAUCAUUAGCACACGUGCUCACAUAGAAUUAGAGAAAAGAAUUAUUGUCUAUUAAGUUAACGUAUACACUAAUAUAUAAUGAACCACAUUUGGUUUACUCCUGCAUGUAUGUGCACGUAGCUCAGCGUGUUAAAGUAGCAUGUGCUAACUCCUAGCUAAUUGUUCUUCUGGGUUUGGGCAAUAGCAAAAGCAGCGUAACAUAGUAGCUUGUUAGCACUUGGUAGCAGCGUUUGCGCGACAUACAGUUCAAAUACACAUGGCUGGUCACCGACAACAAGCCACAACGACAAAGCUAACGGUAGCCCAAGACCUUUGCACAGUUCUGGAAAGGAAAUCAGGAUCAAAUCUAAAAUGAUAUUUCUUGUCACUUUUAUUCCUGCUUUGCCAAAAAUGUCUGCGUAUGUAUGUGCGAGCCUGUGUGUGUGUAUUUUUUUAAUUCAAUUUUUGUAUUUUUUUGUUUGUUUGUUUGUUUGUUGUUGACCAUUGUCAUGCUGUUUAUGCAAGCCUGUGUCAGUGGACAGGAUGUACAGGGGAGGGAAGGAACACAAAUGCCUUUGGUUUUUUUAAAGACGUCGACUGACUUUUAACAACCAUGUUGCUGUUACACUGCAAAGCAAAAGCUUUAAAAAUGAAUCUAAUGUGAAACUGUGUUGUUUUUUAACAGUUUUUUGUGGGUCUUUAAUUGAUUUCUCUUCUUAAAAAGCUGUAUUUUCUUUAAGAAACACUGGAUUCACUUGGAACCAUAACUUUUUGACCGAAACACCUUUCUUUUUUUUCUUUUUUUUUAGACCCACUGGAACCUGCUUUGUACGGUUGCGAAGGCCUACUAAAGUAUAUAAUGUAAUUUCAGUCAUUCUCCGGAAAUAUGACUUAAAUGUUUCCUUGUGUACAAAAAGAAAAAUUAUUUAUCUUAAUUUUAUUGCCUUUUGUGUUUCAUUAAAAUAAGAUUCUUAUAAAAA